GUCCUGUGGUCAGAGUCACCAUGAGGUCCCUCCUCCUGCUGCUCCUGAUCGCCCUGAGCGCGGCGGCCGCCGAGAAUGUCGGCGGAACCGCUGGGGCUUCCUCCGGCUCUGGAGAAGCCUCCUCUGCCGCUGCAGGUGCCGCAGAGGAGUCCAGCGAUGCGCCCUACAUGGUAGUCUGCUACUACGGUAGCUGGGCGGUGUACCGCUGGGGAGACGGACAGGUAGAUGUGGAGGACAUUGACCCCCUGCUCUGCACCCAUCUCAUCUACACCUUCGCCGGACUGGACGCCAGAACCCACGAGAUCAUCUCACUGGAUGAGUACAAUGAUUUCUAUGAGAACUGGGGUCGUGGAGCGUACGAGCGCUUCGUCGGACUGAAGAGGCGCAACCCGUCGCUGAAGACCCUGCUGGCCAUCGGUGGAUGGAAUGAAGGAUCAGAGAAGUACUCUGAGAUGGCUGCAGUUCCAGAGCACCGAAAAAUAUUCGUGAAGAGUUGUGUCGAGUUCCUGCACCGGUUCGGCUUCGACGGUCUUGAUCUCGACUGGGAGUAUCCCUCCCAGCGCGGUGGAAACAACCAGACCGACCGCGAAAACUUCAGCCACUUGGUGCGCGAGCUGAGCGACGCCUUCAUCCCGGAGAGUCUGCUUCUGACAGCGGCAGUGUCUGGCUCGAAAGCCAUCAUCGACGAGGGCUACAGCAUGGCGGCGCUGGCCGAGUAUCUCGAUAUCCUCAACGUGAUGUCGUACGACUACCACGGUCCGUGGGACCCGUUCACCGGUCAUGUCGCCCCGAUGUACAUCUCGCCGCUGGACCAGGAGCAUGGCGAUGGAUACGAGUACUACUCUGUCAACUACACGAUUCAUCACUUCCUGGCCGGCGGAGUGCCUGCGCGUAAGAUUGCCCUCGGUCUGCCCAUCUACGGUCAGGGUUUCACGCUGUCCGACCCGACUCAGACCGGCCUGUAUGCUCCGGCCCCGCAGCCCAUGAGCGCCUGUCGCUACACGGGCACCUCCGGCUUCUGUGGGUUCGCCGAGAUCUGUGUGAUGCUGCAGGACGGAGGCUGGACCACGGUGACGGACCCCGAUCAGCAUGCCGUCUACAGCUACAAGGGGGACGUCUGGGUGGGCUAUGACGACCUGACCUCUGUCACGCGUAAGGCGAGCCUGGUGCGUGAGCUAGGCCUGGGCGGCGCCAUGGUCUGGAGUGUCGAGACCGAUGAUCUGCAUGAACUGUGCAACAUGGGAGCGAAGUAUCCAUUCAUGACGGCUCUCUGGACCAACCUCAACGGUGACAUCCCGAACCCGCCUACCCUGCCCCCGCCCACCACGGGUAACCCCACCACCACCCGGCUCACCACUCGACCCUCUACCGCUGCUCCCACCGCCGCCCCCACUCCUGCCCCUACCGCCGGCCCUUCCCCCGCCCCUACCGCCGCUCCCACCGAUAGCCCGACCACCAGUGAGCCGACGCACAUCUGCCAGCACCAGGGCCUGAACCCCGACCCGACACAGCAGUGUUCGCCCAUCUUCUACGAGUGUGAGGAUGUGGGCGGCAUGUGGCGAGUAACAGAGAUGGAGUGCGCCGGGGGUCUGGUGUUUGACACGGUCAACAGCGCCUGCGCCUGGCCACAGCUGGUCGAGGGCUGUCAUUGAAUGAGACACGGGGUUUGCUGUUUUGAGUUCAAUGACAUACUGAGUGUGUAAAUAAGUUAUAUGUGAGACGAAAAUCUAACAAUGAAUUUUAGAAGAUAGGUAUCACUUUUUGUCGAGAGAUGUGGUAGCAGAUCAGAACGAUAAAAAAUGGCGAACAACCAUCGGUAGCUGAAAUAAUCGCAGCUCAAAGCAUCAUGUGUUGCAUGUGUGCCGACUGAAUACAUUGCUUAUUUUUAUCA
This is a messenger RNA of Amphibalanus amphitrite, 1891 nucleotides long. RefSeq names its product chitinase-3-like protein 1. Lineage: Eukaryota; Metazoa; Arthropoda; Thecostraca; Balanomorpha; Balanidae. The transcript has a single exon. Bases 21 to 1652 code for a protein of 543 amino acids. Gene Ontology annotation, biological process: chitin catabolic process; carbohydrate metabolic process. Gene Ontology annotation, molecular function: chitin binding; chitinase activity. Gene Ontology annotation, cellular component: extracellular region. The record is from RefSeq and is a predicted model, not a curated record.